GAAAGUCCGGCCCAGUCAUUCGGGGCGCGGGGGGAGAAGCCCCGAAACGCGUCCGUUCCGGGAAGGAAGGAGUCAAUGGCUGCGGCUCGCACACGCCACUUCCCCGAGCGGGGCUGACUCAUCCCGGGCUCGGUCCCGCUCCGACACCCGCGCCGCGCUCCGGAGCCCGGCCCGAGCCUCCGCCGGUCCCGUCCCGAACGCGCCGGCGGCGAUUCCCCCAUGGAGACGAACCAGGAGCCGCGAGGAGACCCCCGCGACCCCCCCAGCCCCGCCGACGCGCCGGGGGCCGGGGAUGGCGCCGAGAGGGACGAGGCGGCGGGACAAGGUGGGGACAAGGACAAGGAGGAGGAGGACAAGCAGAAGGAGAAGGAGGAGGAGGAGGCUUUCCUCGUCAGCCUCUACAAGUUCAUGAAGGAGCGGCACACGCCCAUCGAGAGGAUCCCGCACCUCGGCUUCAAGCAGAUUAACCUCUGGAAGAUCUACAAAGCCGUGGAAAAGCUGGGAGCCUACGAGCUGGUGACAGGCCGCCGGCUCUGGAAGAACGUCUACGACGAGCUCGGGGGCAGCCCCGGCAGCACCAGCGCGGCCACCUGCACCCGGCGCCACUACGAGAGGCUCGUCCUUCCCUACGUGCGGCACCUCAAGGGCGAGGAGGACAAACCGCUGCCCCCCAGCAAGCCCCGCCGGCAGUACAAGGUCUCCAAGGACGACAGGAGCAAGCGGGCCCGGAAGGAGAAGGGCCGCGAGCAGGCGGCUCCGGAGCGGGCGCGGACGGAGGAGGCGGCGGAGCGGGGCCGGGGCACGGACGGACGCUGCAGCCCGGCCGCGCCGGCGCCCAGCCCCGCGGGGAGCUGUCCCAGCCCCUGCAGGAGCCACAGCGAGACCUACAAGCGCCUCUUCUCCAGCUUCUACUCCAGCGGGAACCACCCCAUCAUGUCCCCGCUGGCCAAGAAGAAGCUGCUGGCGCAGGUGAGCGAGGCCGAGUCCCUGCACUGCCACAAGCGCCGCUGCCCCGAGAGCCGCCGGCCACCGAGCCACAGCGGCCCCGCGCCGCCCGGGCCGGCGGAGCAGAGGAGCCCGGAGCCGUGCGGAGCUCCGGACAGAGCUCCGAGCGUGGCGAGCGAGGCGGGCCCGGCUCACAGUGCAUCCCCGGCGGGCAGAGACGGCCCGGGCUGCCCGCAGGACGGGAGCGCGGCCCCCGCCGUCUUCACCGGCUACUUCCACGCGUACCGCAGCGAGGGCCCGCAGCCCGGCGGCUGUGCCCCGCUCUGGGGGUACUUCUCCAACCUGAAGGAUUUUUUGGAGCCGCCCUGCGCCUUCCCGGCGCGGCCCGAGGAGCCCGAGCAGCCCGCGGAGCUGCGGAGCCGCCGGGCCGCCGCCGUCCAGGGCUGCUGGGUGCCCCCCGGGGCCACCUUCGGCCCCGCCGGCCACCAGGAGGAGGAGGAAGAUGAUGAUGAUGAGGAUGAGGAGGACGAGGAGCCCUUCCGCCCCAGUGCCCAGACACGCGCCGCGUCCCCCUCGGCCAAGGAGGGCAGGGACAGGCGGAGCCGCUCGCCCGGGGGCCACCGAGUGCUGGCCAAACCCAAGGCCGUGGUGGCCGCCCCGGCUUUCACCGCGCCGCUGCCGCCGGACGCUUUCACGGGAGCCUCGCUGCGCUUCCCGGGCGGCCUCGGGAGCCCCCUGGAGCACCUGCGACCCCCGGGCGUGCCGCUGGCCCCGGCGCUCUCCGGGAGCCCGCUGGUGAUCCCGGCCUUCCCCAGCCCCUUGGUGGUGGCCCCGGGCGCCGGCCGCUUGCCCGGCUCCUUGGGCAGCUCGCCGCGGCUGUUCCCGGCGGCUCCGUGGCACGGGCAGCGCUCCUGCGGCUCCCCGCACGCCCCGGCCUUCCCGCACCACGGCCGGCCCUAGCGCUGGCACGGCGGGGACAGCGCGGGGACAGCCCGAGGACAGCGAGGGGACAGCCCGGGGACAGCCCGGGGACAGCCCAGGCUGGGCCGUUCGGAUCGCCCCGCUCAGGGCUGCUCAUGGCACGGGCAGGGUUCUCUCUGUUUUCUAUAUAUGCACACAGAAAUCUAUAAAAAAGGGAGCAACGGC
Passer domesticus (house sparrow) is the source of this 2091-nucleotide messenger RNA. RefSeq names its product AT-rich interaction domain 5A (gene ARID5A). Bases 220 to 1905 code for a protein of 561 amino acids. Lineage: Eukaryota; Metazoa; Chordata; Aves; Passeriformes; Passeridae. Gene Ontology annotation, cellular component: nucleus. Gene Ontology annotation, molecular function: transcription cis-regulatory region binding. The transcript is spliced from 7 exons. The record is from RefSeq and is a predicted model, not a curated record. Gene Ontology annotation, biological process: regulation of transcription by RNA polymerase II.